CCGCCACAGAUAAACAGCUUCCUCGAUCAGUUCAUCAUCGGGCAGGAUCAUCCGAAGAAGGUGCUGUCAGUGGCCGUCUACAACCACUACAAGAGGAUCAGACACAACUGCAUGAUGCUGCAUAGUCAGCAGGCAGCUACAAGGAGGCUGAGAAGGAAGACGAACUUCUUCCCGAACGAUGUCAUGCAGCAGCAAAAUCAUGGUCAGUUUCUACCGCAGUUGAUACAACAGCACCAAGAACAACAAUUACAACUUCAGCAAGAGGAGCAGCUGCAACAAAAACUGAAAGCCAAACAACAGCCCGUAUUGGACAAGAGCAACAUCAUUCUGGUGGGACCAACCGGAUGUGGAAAGACAUUCAUGGUGAAGACAUUGGCCAAGAUGCUGGAUGUUCCAUUUGCCGUGUCCGACUGCACGGCCCUGACGCAAGCAGGCUACGUCGGAGAGGAUGUGGAGACUGUGGUCUACAAACUGCUGCAGGCUGCCGAUUAUGACGUUGAGAAAGCUCAGAAAGGUAUAAUCUUUCUCGACGAGAUCGAUAAGAUUUGCAGUUUGAAGGUCAUAGGUCACAUGAGGGACGUUGGUGGAGAGGGGGUUCAACAGGGACUGUUGAAACUUCUGGAAGGAACCAGCAUCAACCUUCCCGAAUCGAAGUCUUCGAAGUCUCGUGAGACUGUGACGUUUGACACGACGAAUGUUCUUUUCAUUGCUUCCGGGGCUUUUGACGGCAUGCAGACGAUCAUAAAAAACAGGAAGGAUUACAAGCAACUUGGAUUCGACGCCAAGACCAUCCAGCCCAUCCACAGACACUCAAGAAGCAGCAGCGGUGGUGGCUACAACGGUGACCACAGUUUCGAUGACGACACUCAGUCGCGUGAUUGGUUCUUGAAUCAAAUCGAAUCGAGAGAUCUCGUGAAAUUCGGAAUGAUUCCCGAGUUUGUUGGCAGGUUCCCGGUGAUCGUGCCAUUCUGUCACCUGGAUGCACACGUCCUCGUCCGCAUCUUAACUGAGCCCAAGGAUUCGCUCGUCUCUCAGUACCAACACCUUCUCCUCAUGGACAGCGUGAAGUUGACAUUCACUGAAGAGGCCCUGAGGGCAGUGGCUCGCGUGGCCAUCGAGAAGCAGAUAGGUGCCAGGGGGCUGAAAUCUGUCAUGGAACAGCUUCUUCUCAUCCCUAUGUUCAAUUGUCCACAGUCUGACAUUGUGGAGAUUAUCAUCACAGAAGAUGUCGUUUUACAUGGAAGUCUUCCGCAGUACGUUAAA
Molecule: messenger RNA, 1263 nt
Organism: Helobdella robusta
Lineage: Eukaryota; Metazoa; Annelida; Clitellata; Rhynchobdellida; Glossiphoniidae
Exons: 7
Biological process (GO): protein catabolic process; proteolysis; protein folding
Cellular component (GO): mitochondrial matrix
Molecular function (GO): ATP-dependent protein folding chaperone; ATP binding; ATP hydrolysis activity
Source: RefSeq, a predicted model, not a curated record